AAAAAAUUCAUUUAGCGCCAUUUUCAAAAGGAGACGACCUCUGAAAUAGAGUAUAAACGGACCGGAAGCGAAGUAAGUUUAGUAGACCUAAACAGCACCUGCUUUUCCCUCCAAAAAUGAAAAUCUACGUGUUCAUGAAGACUCCUUGCCCUGUCGGCCGUUCUGCCGCCGCGGCGGCGUUUUUUAUCACUAUUGCGCUACAGGAUCACGUGGUGAAGUUUUCCAGCGGACUGCGGGUGCAAGAAGUUGCGCGGCGGGCGGUGGCGCACGAAGUAGAUGAAGAGCAUGCUGGGAAGCAGGUUCUUCCCGGAGCACCAGCAUUGGGCGUUGCCACCAGUCCAGCCUAUCCAGACAACCUGGUAAACGCUGUGAGUGCCGCGGAUGAAAAAGUAAAAAAAAUUGACGUCGCCGACGGCGUAUGAGAGUGCACAACUCCCCCUCCCCCUCAUUUGUAAUGCAAAAGCGUAAAUCCAAGUGCUUCCCUGUGGCACUGUAUGCAUGAGAGAUUUUUCCGGUAGCCCAAAGAGCACUACACUAGGUGCAUGAACUUGUCAUGCUCAGGCUCCACGUGUGCUGGUGUUUGUAUUGCUGUUCAUGCAGUACAAAUGAGGGGGCGGGGGGGGGGUUGUGCACUGUCAUACGGCGCUACCCUAGCUGCAGCCUCUCAUGCGGUACACCAAGCCGUACCAAAUGUAAAAAUGUCUGGGUCUGGAAACUUGUGAUGCUGGGUGGCAUAUCAUGAGGAAACCACAAGUGCUGGCUCAGCAUGAGAAGUUUCUAAGCUUCUAGGUAUUGCCUAUUCUGCAUGACAAACUGCGUUUCUGCAUGACAGAAAAGUGGCGCUCUUGGGUAACGUGCAUGACAGAUUUGAGAGUCAUGCCAGACACGCAUGACAAACAUGGACUCUUCCAGACCCAGACAUUUUUACAUUUGAUAGGCCGGCGACGAAAACGACGCGUCGGCACGCGCUGGGGAGCCAAAUUGUUGCAACGUCGAAGGAGUAGACCACCGCACGACCUGGAAGGCAACCGAUGGUGCUUCCUGCCAGACGCUUUUCACUGCCCUCAACACGUUGAAAACGGCCUGGAAUACGCUUUCUCAAAAGGAUAUGGAUGUGUCCGGAUCGAAAUCGACAAAAUCGAAAAAUUUGUAAUGCCUAGAAUGUAGGGCAAGUAAGGCCUGUGUUGGGGAGCAGGCAAAUGAGACCGACUGCAAGCCUGUUUAGGGGAAGGCGAUGCGCUGCCAAAGUAGCACGACAGGAGCAGUCUUCUUUGCCCAAACAGCAUGACAGACUGGAUUUUGGUGCUCCCGAAAUUUGUCAUGCGCCACUUGGAAACUGAGGCCCCAAGUGGUAUCGAUUUUAUGCAUCACAAAUUAUUUCGAUUUUGUUGAUUUCGAUCCUGACACUCCCAUAAGAGAAAAGGGCAACGCUUUGAAUGCCGGUUCCGGCGUGCCCGUCGACCUCGAUCUGGCGGAAAAGUUUUGCAGAGAAGCGUAUCAAAUGCAAAUGUGUCUGGGUCUGGAAAAGUGGAGCAAACUUGUAAUGCGUGUCUGGUAUUCCUAGAAAAUCUGUGUUGCGUGAGCAGCAGAAGAGCCGCUUCCUUUGUCAUGCAAAAACGCGAUUUGUUUAUGCUUGUUAGACAUCAGAAAGCGUUACAAAAACUCGUCAUGCUUGGCUGCCAUUGCAAGCGUUGCAAUCAGCUGCAAAUCAGCAUCACAUGUUUCCAGACCCAGACAUAUUAGCAACGCAUAAAGCGGUACUUGCGAACGUCCGAGUCCUGGUGCGCGACCUGGAUGCCACGGCUAAUGCAACCGCUCAGGGGAAUGCCUGCACGGCGGUCACGAAUGUUAUCCGUCGGACUAAGAACUGGUGUUGCCAUUAUGAUACAGACGGCAUUACGACUAUCUGGUCGGACCCAACGGACAGAGCAGGGUCGCCUCUGAGCACAUUGUGCGCCAGGAUCGCCUCUGAGCAGAGCAACAUGGAGGCAAAAAUCAGCAAUCUUGGGGGUGUAUCAAAUGCAAAGAUGUCUGGGUGUGGAAGAUUGCCAGGUUUGUCAUGCUUGUCUGGCAUGACCAAAAAGUUUGUGAUGCGUGUCCAAGAAGAGACCCUUUUGCCUGUCAUGCAAAAACGCAGUCUGUCAUGCGAAAAACGCAACACAAGGAAGCGCAGAUAUUUCUCAUGCUUGCCUAUGCAUUACAGAGCAUUCACUAUUGCCAACGCAGCAUUACAAGUUUCGGUUUCCAGACCCAGACAUUUUUACAUUUGAUAGGGUGGCAUCCCCAUCGAUAGAAAUGCGGUUCCGCAGUGUGGGGAUUAUCCCACGAAAAAAGUGUUACAGUUACACAUUUGUUGGAACUUCAGCAACACAAGCUUGCUCUAGUACAUUACAGAGAAAACUUGCAAUGCAGUGAUCCUAAGGGAAAACGUGUAUGAAACGAGGCUCGCAUGGCUGAGGCUUUCCGGCAUGAGAGAGGUUGUCUGUCAUGCGCGUUCUGCAACGCAAUGUGUAGCUGUGAUACUUUUUUCUUUGCAUAGGGAUGGUAUCCCUUUUGAAAUUGCACGCUUCAUUACUAAGACCGAACUGGGUGCAGUGUGCGAGGCCUUCUUCAUGUGCCAUAUAAUGCACCUCCCUGAAGACGAAGUCAAUGAUGAUGAUGAUGAUGAUGAUGACAGUGCCGAGUCCGAGAUGUUGCCAGAUGGCAGGGUGAUGCCUGACAGUGCCGCGAACAAGGUGGAGCUCGAUGCUGCUUGCGCACUUCCACUUCCGCCCGCGGAGAAGAUCCCCGCUGCAGUAGAGCAUGAGGGGAACAAGGUUCUUUCCGGAGCACCAGCAUUGAGCGUUCUUGCCAGUCCAGCCUAUCCAGACAACCUGGUAAACGCUUAUGACCCGCUCAGACGUUACAAUCUCUAAUCGGUUACCAUAGAAUCUGGAGUUUGUAUUGCAUGAUGAGCAUGACAGAUUCGGGUUCUGCCAGCAUUCCACUUUCUGUAAUACAAAUUUUGCCAGAUAAAAAUUGUAGUGCGGUUCGGGACUCCGACUCCGGAACUUGUCAUGCGCAAUCCUAUAGGAUGUGGCUAGAUAAUGCAUUUCUUGCAUCACAGAUUUCCAUAUUCUAUGGUAACCGAUUUGAGAUAGAGAUUGUAACACCUGAGCAGGUUAUGACGCUGUGAGUGCCGCGGAUGAAAAAGUAAAAGAAAUUGACGUCGCCGACGGCGUAUGAGAGUGCACAACUCCCCCUCCCCGUCAUUUGUAAUGCAAAAGCCUAAAUCCAAGUGCUUCCCUGUGGCACUGUAUGCAUGAGAGAUUUUUCCGGAAGCCUAAAGAGUACUACACUAGGUCCAUGAACUUGUCGUGCACAGGCUCCACGUGUGCUGGUAUUUGUAUUGCUGUUGAUGCAGUACAAAUGAGGGGGCGGGGGGGGGGUUGUGCACUGUCACACGGCGCUACCCUAGCUGCUGCCUCUCGUGCGGUAGUGCAAGCCGGCGACGAAAACGAUGCGUCGGCACGCGCUGGGGAGCCAAAUUGUUGCAACUACGAAAAAGACCACUCUAUCACCUGGAAGGCAACCGAUGGUGCUUCCUGCCAGACGCUUUUCACUGCCUUCAACACGUUAAAAACGGCGUGGGAUACGGCUCCAGAAAGCGAAAAGGGCAAUGCUUUCUUGCAUUUCGGUGCCGUCGUGGGAACGGAUCUGGCGAAAUCGUUUUGCACAGAAGCGUAUGCAUUGCAAAAGUAUCUUCGCACUCGUAUAAAGAAAAUGCGUCACAAACUAUUUCCUCAGCAUGAGAAAUGAAAUUUGUAAUGCGGAUUUAGCUUGAGUAGAGCAAGGGCAUUAUAACUGCGAGUACUUACUACGAGUGCGAUACUUUUGCACAGGAUAAAGCGGCACUUGCGAACGCCCAACAACUGGUAGGCAACCUGGAUGCCACGGCUAAUGCAACCGCUCAGGGGAAUGCCUGCACGGCGGUCACGAACGUUAUCCAUCUAUCCAAGAUGAAAAAAACUGUGUAAGUGUAACUUUGAUGUGUUGCAGAAGAAAAUGCAAACCUGUUUUUAAUACACUUGUCAUGCUGCACAUGCAUCCUCGGUAGAGGCUAUUUAUUUCGUACUUGUUGUUUUCAAGUACUUGCUACGCAUGUAUUUUCUGUGUCAUGCAGAGCAAAGAACUAUGUGAAGAUCAUGCUAUUUUUCCUCGUCCAUAGAAGCUUACGCGUACGCAGUUUUUUCUUGCAUACCAUCGGACUAAGAACUACUGUUGCAGAGAGGAUACAGACGGGACUAAUGAUGCACAGAGGAUGCGGGAUAAGCUGCUCGGACCCGUCGGGUACCUCGGCACUGUCUGGUCGGACCCGACGGGCAGCAGCACAUUGUGCGCCAGGGUUGCCUCUGAGCAGAGCAAGAUGGAGGCAAAAAUCAGCAAUCUUGGGGAUAGCAUCACCUCCAUCGAUAAAAAUGCGGUUCCGCAGUGCGACUCCCCGCCCUUUAUUGCUAAGAGACUACUGGCCGGCGCAUCUGCCUUAACACUGUGCGGGGCCACCUUGGAGGGGAUGAAGGAACUUUCUUGGCGAAGAAGAAAGUCCGCUUCGAGGCCGUACGAUGUAGUUUUCUCCUCGGAGGGGCCUUUCAUUCCUCUGGGAGACGGAAGACGACGAUGAAGGGACCUUUCUUCUCAAUUGCUGUUAGAUGUAGGAACACGAUGUGUCAGUCAAUCUCGUGCUCGUCAUUCCUGGCGCCUUAGACCGCUCGGCCAAACUGUCGUCGACAUCCCCUAUGGAGUACGUAGAACUCGGCCGCUCUUCGUUCACGAUCCUUCAUUUUUCUUCUGCGACCAUCGAUCUUGAAAUUAGUAGUGCGCAAAUUUUUCUUAUACCACAUCACUUGUGCAGAUACUUAGGAAAGUUUUCCUCCGGUCGUUAUUUCACUACUAGUACAUCUCAUCAUUUCAUACGCGCGACUGACGUCACAUCAUGACGCGCUAACAUUCGACAUUAUUCCUCAACCUUGACUACAAGUGUCAUAGUCAUAGAAGUCAUAGUGGAUAUAAUAUCGAUGGUGAUGCUACAAUUUUGUAUACACUCAGUGUCUAUACACGACCACUCGCCUAGAGCAUGUUUCUAUCGCGUCAGUUGCACAUCACAAGACAGCUGACAGGACCUCUUUUUUUUUGGCUCGCAGUCUGGUGGGUAAAGACACAACUUAACUUCGCAUUGGAUAAGAC
This is a messenger RNA of Amoebophrya sp. A120, 5223 nucleotides long. NCBI's taxonomy places the organism in Eukaryota, Dinophyceae, Syndiniales, Amoebophryaceae. The record is from the annotation of a GenBank genome assembly.